GGUUCUAGAAUCCGCUUAGUAUAAACGCAGAGCAGAGCRGCCAUAAUCUCUCCCAUUCACUGUCCUCUGCUUCCAUUUCCCUCUCGUUUAUCGCCUUCAUUCUGCUUCUUCGAUCUUCAUUUCCAUCCAAAAAUGUCCGCCUUCAAGAGCAAGUACCACGAUGAGCUCAUUGCCAAUGCUGCCUACAUUGGUACUCCUGGAAAGGGUAUCCUUGCUGCUGAUGAGUCAACUGGUACCAUUGGCAAACGUCUAGCAAGUAUCAAUGUCGAGAAUGUUGAAACUAACAGGCGUGCUCUUCGUGAACUCCUCUUCCUCACACCCGGUGCUCUUCAAUACCUCAGUGGAGUCAUCCUGUUUGAAGAGACUCUCUACCAGAGUACUGCUGCAGGUAAGCCGUUUGUCGAUGUUUUAAAGGAAGGCGGUGUGUUGCCUGGCAUCAAGGUUGACAAGGGCACUGUAGAACUUGCUGGUACCAAUGGUGAGACAACCACCCAGGGUCUUGAUGGCCUUGCUCAACGCUGCCAAAAGUAUUAUGAAGCAGGUGCUCGGUUUGCCAAAUGGCGUGCUGUGCUUAAGAUCGGUCCGAACGAGCCCUCGCAACUGGCUAUCAAUGAAAAUGCAUAUGGACUGGCUCGAUAUGCAGUUAUCUGUCAGGAGAACGGUCUUGUUCCCAUUGUUGAACCUGAGAUUCUGGUUGAUGGUCCUCACAGCAUUGACAAGUGCGCCGAGGUGACGGAGCGGGUUCUUGCUGCAUGCUACAAGGCCCUCAACGAUCACCAUGUCCUUCUCGAAGGAACUUUGUUGAAGCCCAACAUGGUUACCCCUGGAUCUGAUGCUGCCAAGGUUGCUCCAGAAGUGAUCGCUGAGUACACCGUUCGAGCUCUACAACGCACCGUCCCUGCUGCAGUUCCCGCCAUUGUCUUCUUGUCAGGUGGGCAGAGCGAGGAGGAGGCAACCCUCAACCUCAAUGCCAUGAACAAGCUGAAGAGUAAGAAGCCAUGGUCAUUGUCUUUCUCAUUCGGACGCGCCCUUCAGCAGAGUACUCUCAAGGCAUGGGCAGGAAGGGAGGAGAACAUUGAGAAGGCCCGGGCUGCCUUCCUUACAAGGUGCAAGGUGAACUCGGAGGCGACACUUGGAACAUACAAGGGCGAYGCCGAGCUUGCCGAGGGUGCAGCAGUGAGCCUUCAUGAAAAGAAUUACAAGUACUAAAAUGGUUCUUGUGUGCUUUAUGUUUUGAAGUAGUAGCUUGUUUUAAGCAUAAGGUURGAACAUUUUGAGAAGUGUUGCUGUUCAGCUUUGGAUUYUGUUGGGAUUGUUGAGUGAGCUGCUGGUUUUUUCCAUUUCAGUUGUAAAAGAAAACAAGAAAAAGCAAGGAUUUAUCUUGUCUUUACAUUGAAAUUUAGCUUUGUUUUUUCAUUU
Messenger RNA from Momordica charantia (bitter melon), 1419 nucleotides. Its product is annotated as fructose-bisphosphate aldolase 1, cytoplasmic. The record is from RefSeq and is a predicted model, not a curated record. Lineage: Eukaryota; Viridiplantae; Streptophyta; Magnoliopsida; Cucurbitales; Cucurbitaceae. Gene Ontology annotation, molecular function: fructose-bisphosphate aldolase activity. Gene Ontology annotation, biological process: glycolytic process.